This is a messenger RNA of Owenia fusiformis, 641 nucleotides long. The record is from the annotation of a GenBank genome assembly. Lineage: Eukaryota; Metazoa; Annelida; Polychaeta; Sabellida; Oweniidae.
GUACCUUCAAAUUUCGGAAAAAGUAAAGAUGAGCUCUUUGAAGAGAAAAAGUGGUGAUUUAGCCUCUAAAACUGCCAAGAAGAUUGCAGGACAUUGGAGUAUGGGAUUGAAAGUAUCUAUGGAAGAUCCUGAACUUCAAGUUAAAGUAGAUGAACGCAUAGUUAUUAUUAAAGACAAGUAUCCAAAAGCUAAACACCAUUUCCUGGUUCUACCAAAGGAAAACAUAUCAAGCCUGAAGAGUCUGACGAGAGAUCACAUUCCUCUGCUGGAACAUAUGCAGCUGGAAGGAGAACAACUGGCCUUCAAGACAGAUGAUACGCUGAAAUUCAGGCUUGGUUACCACUGCAUUCCGAGCAUGAGCCACAUUCACCUCCAUGUAAUCAGCCAGGAUUUCAAUUCUCCCUGUCUUAAGAACAAGAAACAUUGGAACACAUUCACAACAGAGUACUUCAUAGAUUCUAAAGAUGUCAUAAAGGAGGUAAAAGAAAAGGGUUGCUUUAUACGAGACAAAUCAAAAUAUGAGGCAAUACUGAAACAACCUCUCAGGUGCCAUGUGUGUGAACAAAUAUUCCCAACAAUACCAGCCUUGAAGACACAUAUACUCAAACACAGUUACAAAAAAACUUGAAUCAACUAUAGAA